This is a messenger RNA of Rhea pennata, 3316 nucleotides long. RefSeq names its product staufen double-stranded RNA binding protein 1 (gene STAU1). Bases 324 to 2414 code for a protein of 696 amino acids. The transcript is spliced from 16 exons. The record is from RefSeq and is a predicted model, not a curated record. Gene Ontology annotation, biological process: protein localization to synapse; anterograde dendritic transport of messenger ribonucleoprotein complex; intracellular mRNA localization. Gene Ontology annotation, cellular component: plasma membrane; neuronal cell body; cytoplasmic stress granule. Lineage: Eukaryota; Metazoa; Chordata; Aves; Rheiformes; Rheidae. Gene Ontology annotation, molecular function: mRNA binding; double-stranded RNA binding.
CCUCCCCGGCCGGAGCUGGCCCCGCUCAUUCUCUUUAGUGUUUGCCCUGUGCCCGCCGCCUCCCUCCGCCGCCGCGACUCGCCCCCCGGCCCCCCGGGACCCGGCCCAUGGACUGAGCCGCCCGCUGGCCCGCAGCACCAGCCGGCCCGGGAGCCGCAGCCCAGGCAGCCAGGCAUUCUCCAUCAUAAAUACCCUUUUCAGAACUAAAUCCAAAACUUCACCGUCUGGAUCUCCUAAAGGUCAACUAUUUGGCUUCAUCGCAUUGAGUUUGCCUGCGUUCAAAGCUGUUUACCUACAGUAAUUUGCUCUGGUUGGAAGUGAACAUGUCUCAAGUUCAAAUUCAGAAUCCUUCUGCUGCCCUUGCAGGGAACCAAAUAUUAAAUAAGAACCCGUCUCUUUCACAGCCUUUGAGUAUUCCUUCUACUACUAGUUCUUUACCCUCUGAAAAUGCAGGUAGACCUAUCCAAAACUCUGCUUUACCCUCUGCAUCUGUUACAUCCACCAAUGCAGCUGCAGCUCCUUCUAACAUGGCAAACCCCAAAGAGAAAACCCCAAUGUGUCUUGUGAAUGAGUUAGCCCGUUUCAACAAGAUUCAGCCUGAAUAUAAGCUUUUAAGUGAGCAAGGUCCAGCUCAUUCUAAGGUGUUUACAGUGCAGUUGACUCUUGGGGACCAGCACUGGGAAGCUGAAGGAACUAGUAUUAAAAAAGCGCAACAUGCAGCAGCUGCCAAAGCUUUAGAAGGGACAAAAUUCCCUAAACCUACAGCUCGUCCAUCUCGUAGCGAAGGAAAGAAUCCAGACAGUGUAACCCCCACAGUGGAGCUAAAUGCACUUUGCAUGAAGCUGGGAAAGAAACCUAUGUACAAACCUAUUGAUCCUUAUACGGGGAUGAGAUCCACUUACAACUAUACUAUGAGAGGUGGUGCUUAUCCUCCACGGUACUUUUACCCAUUUCCUGUUGGGCCCUUACUUUAUCAAGUUGAGCUUUCAAUUGGAGGGCAGCAGUUUCAUGGGAAAGGAAGAACAAGACAAGCUGCUAAACAUGAUGCAGCUGCUAAAGCACUGAAAGUUCUGCAGAAUGAGCCCUUGCCUGAGAAACCAGAGGUUAACGGAAAAGAACCAGAUGAUGAAAAUCUCAAUAAAUCUGAAAUAAGCCAAGUUUUUGAGAUUGCACUUAAAAGGAACUUGCCUGUGAAUUUUGAGUUUUUCCCUCUGAAACAGGUGACCAAGGAAAGUGGUCCUCCCCAUAUGAAGAGCUUUGUAACCAAGGUGUCAGUUGGAGAGUUCAUGGGUGAAGGUGAAGGAAAGAGCAAGAAGAUCUCUAAGAAAAAUGCUGCAAUAGCAGUCCUAGAAGAACUGAAAAAAUUGCCACCUCUUCCUACAGUUGAAAAAAUGAAACCACGAAUCAAAAAGAAAACAAAAUCAAUAGUGAAGCUGCAAACAAGUCCAGAAUAUGGUCAAGGAAUGAAUCCUAUUAGCAGACUUGCCCAGAUACAGCAGGCCAAGAAAGAAAAGGAACCAGAGUACAUGCUCAUCACAGAACGUGGUCUUCCAAGGCGCAGGGAAUUUGUUAUGCAGGUGAAAGUUGGUGUACACACAGCUGAAGGAAUGGGCACGAACAAAAAAGUCGCUAAACGCAAUGCUGCUGAAAAUAUGUUGGAACUUCUAGGUUUCAAAGUCCCUCAACCUCAACCUCCAAAGCCAGCAUUAAAGACAGAAGAGAAGACACCAGUGAAGAAACCAGGUGAUGGAAGAAAAGUAACCUUCUUUGAGCCAGGCUCUGAAGAGACUUCACCUAGUAAUAAAGAUGAUGAGUUUAGGAUGCCUUAUCUCAGCCAUCAGCAGCUUCCUGCUGGAAUUCUUCCCAUGGUCCCUGAGGUUGCACAAGCUGUAGGAGCCAAUCAAGGACACCACACCAAAGAGUUCAAUAGGGCAGCUCCAAAUCCUGCCAAGGCUACAGUAACAGCAAUGAUUGCUAGAGAGCUAUUGUAUGGUGGUACUUCUCCUACUGCUGAGACCAUAUUAAAAAAUAACAACUCAUCAGGCCACGUACCCCAUGGACCACUUACUAGGCCCUCUGAGCAGCUGGACUAUCUUUCCAAUGUUCAAGGAAUCCAGGUUGAAUACAAAGACUUUCCAAAAAAUAACAAGAAUGAGUUUGUAUCUCUUAUAAACUGUUCCUCUCAGCCACCACUGAUCAGCCAUGGAAUUGGAAAGGAUGUAGAAUCUUGCCAUGAUAUGGCUGCAUUGAACAUUUUAAAGUUGCUGUCUGAGUUGGACCAACAAACCACAGAGAUGCCAAGAACAGGAAAUGGACCAAUGUCUGUAUGUGUGAAACAAGAAAUGGAAAGUGACCCUCUUCUCAAACCGGCUAACUCAAACACUUUGGGACAAACACUGGACAGCACUGCCUAAAAAGGCUUUUGACUGGACCCAAACAUGAAAGCACCAGAGAAAAUCAAAUGCUUCCUAUUAAUGUAACCUAACUGUUUUAGAGUGCUACAGUCUUUACAACCUACUGUAGUGUCUAAAUCAUAACCGUUGCUUUUUCUUCAAACAGUGAUAAAUUUUUAGUUUCAUUAUGUUGUUUUGAUUGAAAUGACACUAUAAAUUUUUCAUUUAAAAGUUUCUUAAUUGUAUCUAGAACCAUAGCACAGUUUAGAAACUUUGUCUUCUGAGACUGACAUGUUAUCUGUGAACUAACUUGGGAAGAUCAUAUCCAUGUAUGUGGUUAUUUUGUUUUUACUGAAAUAGAAAAGUUUCACUAGAAACAAACUGUGUGCCCACCAUUUUAAAAAGUCCAAUAUUUCCACAAACCUAGCUUACUUCUCCAACGGUUGACCGAAUUAAAACACUCUAGGAAUUUUAAACUUUGAUCAUUUUUGGUUAACUUCUAGUUUUCUUGAGCGUGGGUAGGGGAACUUGAAUGCAACAUGAAUUAAAAUGAUCUCUGAUCUAUGUUUUAAGGAUUGUGUGUAUAGCUGGCACACAGCUCACUACAUUACAGGAUAUGAUCUCAAUGUAGUGCAUAUAAAACUGCAGAUUGAUUUUCCUUGAGUGCUUUAUACUGUUUAAUUACAUCUCCAUGUAGGGCUGAAAAAAAUUACCUAUGUUUAUAUAUAAACUGUGUUGCUUUUGAUGUUGUGUUAUUGCGUGCUGAACUGUGCGCAAUAAAGUUUUUUGCAUAUGGUCCAGGUAAAGCACGAUAGCCUUGCAAGUUAAGUACUGCUUCAGUUCAUUGUUUACGCUGGAAUUUUUUCUCCCCAUGGAAUGUAAGUAAAACGUAGUGUUUGUCACCAAUAAAUGGUAAUACUAAA